CUGAAGGCCGCAGUUACUUGCGCCAGUAUUGAAGGUCGUCGAACCUUUUCGGAAUGAAAUGGUGCUGGUUGAAUUUUUGUUACUGUAUCUUUUCUGUUUUGUUGUCAAGUAUUAGCUUGUCGUACGGAAGACACACAUCAAAUUGGGCUGUUCUUGUAGAUACUUCGCGGUUCUGGUUCAACUAUCGACAUAUAAGCAAUGUCCUUUCAAUUUAUCGAAGUAUCAAGCGCCUCGGAAUACCAGAUAGCCGUAUUAUUUUGAUGGUGGCUGAUGAUGCAAGUUGUAGCUCGAGAAAUCCGAGACCAGCAACAAUCUUCAACAAUCCUUACAGUCGGGUAAAUUUGUAUGGCGAAGAGAUAGAGAUUGAUUAUCGUGGUUACGAAGUUACUGUAGAAAACUUCAUUCGUAUAUUAACUGGGCGUUUACCUCCUUCGACACCUACUUCUAAGCGCCUCAAUACUGACGAGCACAGUAAUAUCCUAAUAUAUAUGACAGGCCAUGGUGGUGAUGGUUUCCUUAAGUUUCAAGAUGAUCAUGAGCUUUCUAACAGUGAACUGGCCGAUGCGAUUGAACAGAUGUGGCAAAAACGUAGGUAUCAUGAAUUACUAUUCAUUGUCGAUACAUGUCAAGCUGAAUCAAUGGGCAAGUUGUUUUAUUCGCCUAAUGUAGUAGCCAUCGGUAGCAGUGCUAUAGGAGAAGAAUCAUUAUCUCUCCAUUCGGAUCGCGAAAUUGGGACCUAUGUUUCUGAUCGAUAUUCUUACUAUGCGUUUCAGUUUUUGGAGUCUGUUACUCCUUCGAGCAAAAGAACAUUGUAUGAUUUUCUCCCUUAACUAUCCAACGCCUAUCUGGAGAUUGAAGACGUAAAAUCCAGGCAAAUCAACCAUGUAUUCACUAAGUUCCAUCCAGUUAUUUUUAUUGCUGUUAAUUUCAUAUUCAACUUUUGCUCUUCAUCUUGUAAGUUGUGUUUCUCUGUGCCGAAGCAUGAUAUGGUACACUGAAAAGAUUAGCAUAUAUGAUAAUUCCUACAUUUUUUAAGAGCAUUAUCAACAACUGUCAUUUUCCGUGACACGUAAUUGUUUUUCGAGAUUAAAGAAAUAGCCUAUAUAUAAUUAAAACAAUUUAAAUGAAUUGUUCUUGAACAGUUUAAGCUGUUUCAAUAUUAUUUUGACAGUGGUUGUAACCAAUGACUGGAUGUCUCGUUGGGUAAAUUACAGUGUUGGUAAUGAAUCCACAAUUAUUUUCUCAUUUAUUUCGAUCAUAUAAUUACUGAGUGUUUAUUUUAUUUCUGUCUAAUGUUGCUUCCUGAUUUUUCGUCGUACCUUUACAACAUGGAGUAACUUUGAUCGAUACAUUCUUGUGAUAGACUCUAUAGACUUAUUAGCUUUUUCACAAGAGGAUUAUGUACCUCAGUAAACGUACCUAAGUCAGUUAUUUAGCUAUACAAAUUAAUUGCAUUGUGUUUUUACUUCUUUAUUUUGUAACCUAGUCCCAGUUAUGCUCUUUCUCAUUAUGUCAAUCAACUGUUAUCACUCGAUCUGAUUUAUUUAGACGUGAUAUACGUCGCGUACUUGUUACAGACUUUUUUGGUAGCGUGCGUCAUAUAAUCCCUGGACCAGUUAUAGAAAUUAGCAAUUCCACUUUGUAUGAGAACAAUACAUUAAUUAAACACUGAAUCGAAGCAUUUUUCGUACGUUACACCUCUCAACGUGUAUCUGUGAUAUUAGUUUUUUAAUUAAUAUAUUAUUGUACAAUCCGUUAGACCGUGUACAUACAUUUUUUUCUGUUAUAAUUGUUUUAAAAUUUAUUGAAUUUCGUUAAUAUGCCAUCAUAACUUUUGUAAUACCACAGGGAAGGGCUAAGUUUGUCAAUCGCUAUAAAUUAUCAGCCUAUUCAUGCUAUCAGUAGAG
This is a messenger RNA of Schistosoma curassoni, 1907 nucleotides long. The record is from the annotation of a GenBank genome assembly. Lineage: Eukaryota; Metazoa; Platyhelminthes; Trematoda; Strigeidida; Schistosomatidae.